Molecule: messenger RNA, 3120 nt
Organism: Actinia tenebrosa (Australian red waratah sea anemone)
Lineage: Eukaryota; Metazoa; Cnidaria; Anthozoa; Actiniaria; Actiniidae
Biological process (GO): hormone-mediated signaling pathway; activation of adenylate cyclase activity; adenylate cyclase-activating G protein-coupled receptor signaling pathway
Cellular component (GO): plasma membrane
Molecular function (GO): protein kinase activity; ATP binding; G protein-coupled peptide receptor activity
Source: RefSeq, a predicted model, not a curated record
AGGUUUAUCAGAUGUUAGUCAUAUCCCAAUGACGAACUAUAGAUCAAGUAUUAUUCCCGAUACUUCGAUUUCCGCAGCUGUGACCCUUGCAUCCCACGGCCCAGGCACUCUUAAAGGAUCAACCAGAAAACCCAAAAUCAACCUUGUGAAGACAAAAUUUUUUGAAGGGGAUUUCUCGCACUCAGUUGUCUUUUAUCGAAGUUUUAAAGAAGAAAACGAAAAAACGACGUUCUUAUUCAAACACUUUUGUAAUAACGAGAGAGCUGAAUGGAAUCGUGAAGUUGAGGUCAUCGACAGACUAAGAAAAGAUGGAGGUCACCCUAAUAUAAUAAAACAUUUAUGGCAUUCACCAGUCCAAGAAGCUCCAGUCUUGAUAGACCUCACGAACCUCGAGUCCGUGCAGGAGCAUGGAUUUUUGAUUUGCUACGAAUUGGUAUCCUGUACCACUCUUGAUGAAUAUAUCAGUAAACCGGAAGCUGCUCUUGUUACUCAAAUCGUACUAACCGUAGCAACAGACGUCAUCAAUGCACUCUCAUACCUUGAACGGUGUGACCUGAGACAUAAUCACGUGUCAGCUAAAAAUAUAUUGGUCAAAGAGACCGUCAUGGUUCCUUCGCUACGGGCAGUUUUGGGUGGAUUUGGUCAUGGAACCUUCGUCAAUUCACACAAGAAAACAACCGCACGAGAAGAAGAUAAACCAAAUACUGAUAUCGUACAAUACGGGGUACUGGUGGAGCAGCUACUAAAUCUUUCCCCUAAUGCUGAUCCAGAUCAUCAGAUUAAAGAAAUUUCUACAAAAUGUCAAGAAGAAUCGAAUACUUUGACUGCGACAGCCGUGCGCAAUAUGAUGCAGGAGGUCUGGGAUGGAACUGGGACUUGGGACACUCUUCUGUGAAGUGCCACGUGAUUUUGUGCUACUGUUUGUAUUGCAUUGAUCGAGAUAACUGUAUCGACCUGAUGCAAUAUACACUAACGUCAUUCAGAUAGAUAAAUAACUCUAAAAUAUAAAUACAAAUAUCUGCUCUAAAUAAGAAAAUGCGUAAUGAAGAUUACUUAAUUAUAAUUAAAAAAUGGGACUUUCGGUAGCUAAUCAAAAUGCGCAUGUAAUCAUCGUUGCAGAAGGCCUUUGAUCAGUGACAAUAGCGUCUAAUUUCAAGAAUAAAUAUUUCAGAUGAAACAAGUUAUAAAAUUUAAGAUCUUUAGCGAAUUUUAAGCGUAAGUUUUGCUUUCCGUUUUGCACGCGAUUGCACUUUCAUUUUGACUAUACGUUCAUGAUUGCAUUCACUCGGACUUCUUAACUUGGAAUGAAAUUCAAGAAAAGUACUGGAUACAAAGAUUUACUCCCACGAAACGUUAGUGAAACAAAUUAAGAUACAAGAAGUAAGAGAUAUAAGCCUUAGAAACGUACGGUUUCAAGAUCAUAUUGCGGUUAAUUAGUCAUAUAUCUUGGAAGCUGUGAAUAUACAGCGGCACAGAGCUCAUGCACCUUAUAUCCCAUGGGACCAAACAUGAUCAUUUUACCUCGGAGAUUGUUAGGAAGCCCGAGUAAUAAAAGCCUUUAUUGAAUGUUGGGUGCGUCAGAAUGUGCUGAAACAUAUAAUGUAAUAAUAAUAACAAUAAUAAUAAUAAUAAUAAUAAUAAUAAUAAUAGUAAUAAUAAUAAUAAAUUAAGUUGCAAUAUAGUGGGAUUUAUUUAGACCAUGGAAUAGUUGAUAGACUAAUAGGUACAACGUUAAAAUGUAUUCAUCGUUGGCUUACCUUCUGCCGUGGAUGCAGUGCUCAUUAGAUUUCCCUUCAAACCUUAUCUUUGAUUACGACCUGCGUGAUCGUUGGCGCGCUUUCUACUGUUACCAUUUUUACCCCUAAAGCAGCCAUGAAACGAGCACGCGCGGAAUGUUAUCAUGACUUUCUGGGUGUGAUUCCUAGGUGAGAAACAUUAUGAAUGCACCCGGGUCGGCAGUUGUCUAUUUAAGCGAGAAAAUCCAAGGUUUCGACCUCAUUUGCUCAGAUUUGCUAUACCAGUCAGUGCUAGACGGAUUUUUGACCGUUUACCCUGCUCCCCUUCGGCGACGUUUCUCCAUUAUAACAGUUCAGUCGGGUGGCUUAAUCACAGCCUCGGUAAAACUCGUGUUCCCAAAACUGAACCGCUUUUUUGAGGUAAAUGGCUGCUUUGGCGGUGAAAAUGAUAUACUGUGCGCUGUGUUCUUGUUGGAAAAGGCUGAGUGUAAAACUUUAUCAAACAUUGUUUUUAUUAGUAUCAUUUUAGAAUACGAAUAAGGUGUUUGUUUCUUGAAGUUUUUAAAAUAGAAUUGAAGAACGGUAAACUCGAUGUUUCGACGCCCUUCGGCGUCAUUUUCAAGAUGAAAGUAAAGCAAAGCAGUAAUUCAAAUUCAAUUUAUUACUUUGCUUUACUUUACUCUUGAAGAUGACGCCCGAGGGCGUCGAAACCAGAGGGCGUCGAAACGUCGAAUAGACUAGUCUUCAAUAGUAUCAUUUUACUUGAUAUUUCUCAAUGAAGCGCAGUCUUUAUACCGGUGCAACAAAAUCGAAAAAAAAGAUUGUUUAUACUAAUUGUUUUUAUAUAUCGACAAAAUAAUUAAUAUCACUCAAACAGAACAUUCUCUAUUUUAUUGUAUGCAUGGAGGUAUAUGUAUUAAACAAACACUAGUCUAGUAACUACCUAUAAGAAACAAGUAUUUUAUUCAUGUAUUUUAUGCACUGUUAUUUUUUAGGAGUUGAUAUAACUCCAAAAGUGGAGUAGAAAAAAAAGGUACAGGAUAACUCCUUUUUUGGAGUAACUUUAACUCCACUGAUUUAACUCCCUUCCAAGAGUAAAAUUUACUCCCAUGAAUAGUAACGUUUACUCCCAUGAAAGAGUAACAUUUACUCCCAUGAAAGAGUAACAUUUACUCCCAUGAAAGAGUGACUUCUACUCUACAUGGGAGUUGUUUUGAACCCCCUAACAGAGUCAAAUUUAUCCUUUCGGAGUUGUUAUAACUCCCUGUUUGUCACCUUUCAAAGGAGUAAAAUUUGCACCUUUUCAGGAGUAGAUUUUUUCUUGUCUUGCUUAUUAAGCUUCAUCAAUUCCCACUGUACGUUAAAGAAUAAUAACACAAAUGAC